CAUGCAUUCCCCCUAUUCUGCGGGCCCACCACCAAACGAGCGUUUGGUUGCCCGUAAUGCUAUUACGGCCCGAUUCAGUUACGGGGAUAUUACCUCCAUUGGCUGUAAUAGCCAUUCCCUGCCUCAAACUCUGAUUAGGGAUUCCUUCCCUAUUCUUUUUUUCUAUUCCAUUCUCUACCCUCAUCAAGCUUUCAUUCCAUCGAUUCUCCCAGGUUUCCCUUCCAGAGGAUAAAUCAGUGAAGUUAAUCUCAUGUUGAAGAUCUUCAAGAAGAAAACAUCUCCCAAAGAUGCUUUGCGGACGAGCAAGUGAGAAAUGGUGGUUGCAACACGAGAGAUUUGGAUUCGGUGUGCCCUUGUUCAUUGACAACUCCAAACAUCUACGUCAGAUAAAAUGGGGUCUGUGGGUUGUUCACAGGCUAGUGCUGAUUGCUAUUUAUGGCUCCGUACUGUUUAUGUAUCAUUCCAAGUGGAGAGAAAGGCUUUGGGUUUUGGUAAAUACAAGCUUGUUGUCAAUUUAUAAUCCAAAUAUUAUUUAUAUUAGUAUAUUAUGUUCCUUUUCAAACGUUUUUCUAAAGAGGUGUACAAAACACAUUUACAAGUUGUACAUCGCCACAAUCGUUUGCUACCAUGCCUUUUACCUUCCUUUUCUGUAUAUUACUUUUCUAGCAGAUUUUUUUGAGGAGGAAGACGUGCAUUUAGAGAAUGUGUACUACUCAGAGAUGAAAGAUGAUGGUUUCUUUGAUGCUGACUGGGAGUAAGCAUCGAAUGAACUUUGAAUUAGUAGCUUCUCUAUACAGAAAGCUUUGUAAAUAUAAAGUGCAGUUCAGAUUGUAAAAUAUCUGCUCAAACGGAUGAUGGAUCUAUGUCUCAAUAUACCGAUAUUGCUGUGGGAACAAAUCUAAUAAUGUAGAAUGUGCUUUACCUAGAGCUUCUUCCUAAAGAUCAGUUAGUCCUUGAUUUUUUUUUUCAGUAUGUACUAUGUGUUAUCAAGUAGAUUUGGAGUUUGAAUAUCUACAUCUAAAUUAUUUUCAUUUCCAAGCAGAGAUCUUUUCUGUUCAAUUUUCUUGUAACAAAAUAAAUAGUAUCAUUGUGUUUGUUAUUGUAGAAUUCCAAGAGUCUUGUACUGAUAGAAUUUGAUGGAGUUUGAAUGGCUCACAGGUUUGAUGGAGUUUAUUUUU
Molecule: messenger RNA, 1178 nt
Organism: Gossypium raimondii (Peruvian cotton)
Lineage: Eukaryota; Viridiplantae; Streptophyta; Magnoliopsida; Malvales; Malvaceae
Product: protein CANDIDATE G-PROTEIN COUPLED RECEPTOR 2-like
Exons: 6
Coding region: 288-758 (156 amino acids)
Biological process (GO): G protein-coupled receptor signaling pathway
Cellular component (GO): plasma membrane
Molecular function (GO): G protein-coupled receptor activity
Source: RefSeq, a predicted model, not a curated record